Messenger RNA from Marchantia polymorpha subsp. ruderalis, 1635 nucleotides. Lineage: Eukaryota; Viridiplantae; Streptophyta; Marchantiopsida; Marchantiales; Marchantiaceae. The record is from the annotation of a GenBank genome assembly.
GUUAAGCAAUCCAGCUCGAGAAGCAUACUGCGUUGCACGUGCAAUGCAUCAAAAAUGCAUAGCUUACGAUGUACAUGUCAGUAGUCUAGAUGGCCACUUUUGCCUCAUAAUUGGCUUCUGAUCGACUUGGAAUUAAUAUUGAUGCUACGCCAUUGAAAUUCAAGCGAACCAAUUUUUACACCACUUUUUUCGCUAAAGGGGGAAAUGUGGUAACUAUAAACUACACAUAUCGACAACUUCAACAACACUUGCCAAAGUGACACUGCGUUGACCACCUUCCUAGAAAAUUUGCUGUAUGAUAAGCGGCGCUACUUUCUAGUAACGUUUGGACACAUUCCUGAAUUCAAGCCCUAGUUUCUGCUGCAGUUACUGCAGGUCAUGGUAGAUAUAUACAAAAAACCCUUCCCACCUGGUGCUCAGAGGUUCUUGUCGAAAUGCCAAGAUAAACGAAUGAAAUCAUCCUGAUGUGAAUUCUUUUCGUCAAAUUUAUACCCAUCGACAUCUCUAAGCACAGCAGCAGCACAAGAAAAAUUCUCGAAAUGCGCAUAGGCACACGUCGGGCCUCUAAAUCCACCGGGCAGAACCAACUCGACGUGUUUGAACCCACGGAAAGGACGAAAAAUGUGUGCAACCUCUCGUGCCGAGCAGUCACGUGGUAAGCCAGCUACACAAAGCGUAGAACUGUAGGAAGUAGGACUUGGAAGGCCAAGUGAAUCAACUUUGUUAGCCAACGCUUCAGCGACCGAUUUCGGCAUGACAUGGUCAUUGACACCGUUCCUUGCUUUCACAAUGUUUGCAGCGGGUCCAGCCGUAAUCGCCUUCUGCUGGAAUCUUGAAGGGGUGCGAUAUCCAGGGGCAGAUUUGUAAUUCAGAAAAGGACGCCGUUUGCAGGAAAAAUGUUUUGCAGCAUUUCUGCUGUUAAGAUCAAUUGCUGGAUGUGGAUAAGGAAAAUACGGCGGUCGCCCGGAGCCGACAAAGCGUUCAGAAUAUCGUCCCGUCUUGCAACGCCGUGCACGGUCGGCAGCAAAGGACGGUCGAAACGCGGAGCUGCCGAUCUGGGUUCCAUAGGCGAUGCGGACUUUGUCGAAGUUCUGAAGUGCUGCACUACAUGCAGCUCGUCCUCUCGAGCCACCACCACCACCACCUCGUGCUUCCAUCGCGAGCUGCACUCCUCUGAGCCACGCUCCACUCACAAACAAGAAUCGGGUCGUGCAACCUCCACAACCUUCUGUCCUCUUUUCAUCGAGACAGAACGAGGCGCGGGUGACACCCAAGUGCUCGCUCGAUGACUCAGCGGACAGCAUCUUCUCACCUCAAUCUUGUAACGGCCACAGCUGCACGCGCCAUCGGCUCGAGAGCCGCUGAAGGCGCGUGGUGUGGGAUCGGAGGCCGCGCCCAGCCAGAGCAAUCGCUGAAGCUGCUUCGACUGCAUUAGACGUUCCAUGGCUGCGGUUCUGCACAGAGAGUGAAAUACUCUCCGGAAGGAACUGGAACAUUUAAGGUUUGCAUAAAAAUACAAUCAAGCAGCACAAUUCUCCUCGCAGUUGCUAAGAGACUGCACUGUUGACUAUAUACGCGAAUAUAUUUAGAGUGACUGAGAGCUUCUUGUUUGAUGUAACACCCGUUUACUGUGCG